AUGCCUACUUCCUCAGCUUACUAUUCUCCGGGAACACCGCCGGAGGAUCAUUUGGAGCACUUUUUCCGGGAGCUGAGGCGCCCCAGCGAGAAGUCACUGGCCGGAGAUGAUGGUAUGAGCAUCUACUCUGCUGCAGAAGCGGAAGCGCCAUUACCGCCUCUGCUGCACCCAGCAGCAACAUUUGCAGGAGAAACAGAUAUCGUGUCCCCGCUUCAGUCGCCGAGGGUUCUAAACACUCCUAGCUUCGGGGGGACGGAUGUCUUUCCGGAAAUGUGCAACUCACCAGUCCCAUCCGAACUAAUUUGCUCUCCCUUGCAUCCUCCGACGAUCUCUCCUUUAACCUCACCUUCCCUAGCGUCAACGUCGCAAACAUCGCUCAGUAUGCCAGCCCCAUCAAUGACGCAUAGGAAGGUUCCUAGCAUUGACCCGGCCACACCACUUGCGCCGAAGAAACUAGCAUCUCCGAUCACUUUUGUCACUGCAAAUUCCCUUGCGGAUAUGAUUGAGGAGAUGAAUAGGGACUUGGAAGCCUAUGACGCUACGCGCGCUCGCAUGAUUGAGAGUGGGUGGUCGAGUGCGCAGGAGAUCCGAAACGUCGAGCUUCAAAAAGAGGACAAAGAGAGGAACUGGAAGCACCGCAUUGCGGAGUCGAAGAAAAUUCUUGAGGCUGCGAGGAGAUCGGAGGUCAAGCAUUCGGCGAUGUCGAGCGUAUCUAGCAUCGAUAGUCUGGGUGGUAGCUACCCGAUAUCACCGAUCAUACCAGUUACAAUUCUUCCGGGCGGUGACGGCCAUAGCAUGAAGGGUUCGGAGCGCGCUCUAUCCAAAUGAUUUGUGGUUUUGCCAUUGUUUUAUAAGUUACGUUUCUUCUAUUGUUAUCUCUUGCUUUCAAUGGUGCAUGACGACGGUGACGAUGAUGAAUUACGCUCCUUCCAUCUAAUUACGAACUGUUUCUUCAUCUCGUUUUCUUCCUAGGGGGUUUUCGGGCGUACGUGUAAAUGAAAGAUUUUUUGCUUCUUUUUACCUUAUUUUUUUUACUCCUACAUUGUAUAAACCUUUAUCCUUCUUACCUGUUACAUUUUUUACACUUUUAAAAAGACGGUUGGCGAUAUCGAUUGGGGGGCUAUUUCCUUUUGAUUUUUAGAUGGAUUUCUUUUCUCAAAAUGGGG
This is a messenger RNA of Tuber melanosporum (Perigord truffle), 1166 nucleotides long. RefSeq lists its product as uncharacterized. The record is from RefSeq and is a predicted model, not a curated record. The transcript has a single exon. NCBI's taxonomy places the organism in Eukaryota, Fungi, Ascomycota, Pezizomycetes, Pezizales, Tuberaceae. Bases 1 to 828 code for a protein of 275 amino acids.